AUGCGAAUAUGUCGUGCUCCCCGGGAUUGGUCACUUUUGGCUCUUCAAAACAUAAGAACCGGAAAAUCUCAUUAUUUAGUUAUCUGCAGAUGUCCUAACAAGGGACGAUUAGAAGGGCCAAUGAGUCACGAUCAACCGGCAUAUGCCAGCGUACCUGGCAUACGAGUCUACGGUAUGAUGUGUAUUAGGGACUCGUAUAGAAUAAAUAGAUCUUUCCGUUACAGGAGAUCCAUUAGAGGUAUUUAA
This is a messenger RNA of Pediculus humanus corporis (human body louse), 246 nucleotides long. RefSeq lists its product as uncharacterized. Bases 1 to 246 code for a protein of 81 amino acids. The record is from RefSeq and is a predicted model, not a curated record. The transcript is spliced from 2 exons. Lineage: Eukaryota; Metazoa; Arthropoda; Insecta; Psocodea; Pediculidae.